Peronospora farinosa is the source of this 2229-nucleotide messenger RNA. The record is from the annotation of a GenBank genome assembly. NCBI's taxonomy places the organism in Eukaryota, Oomycota, Peronosporomycetes, Peronosporales, Peronosporaceae.
AUGAGUGAUUCCGUACAUGACCAACGUUUUCACAAAGUGCAUAAUGAUCCGAGAUUUGCUCGAAAUUCCAAGCGUAAGAAUAAAGUUGAGAUUGAUCCAAGGUUUGCUGGAGCGCUUCAGGAUGAUCGUUUUCAAAGUGUACAGGGAAAAUACGACAAAUAUGGGCGUCGUAUUCAAAAGAAGGAGAAUGAAAUGAAAAAGUUUUAUUGUCUGAAAGAAGAAGACAAAGAGCAGCAGAUUGGUGGCGAUGGAGAAGACAAGGCAAUGAUCAAAGUUCCGUCCACGACGAGUUUCGAUGAUGAUGCAGAUGCAACAGUUGCAAAAAACAAUGAGAAACUCUCGCGACUUGACUAUCUCAAUCGUAUGGCUCGGGGUGAACUUGAGUCGGGCUUGGACAGCUCCGACUCGGACUCGGAAGACAGUGAUGAUGACGAGGUCGAAGGUGUAAUCAAAGACGAGAAAGAAGAGAUUCCUAUGGGUGAAGAGACGAAACGUUUUGCUGUACUUAAUUGCGACUGGACGCGUAUUCGUGCUGUGGACUUGUUUGCACUCUGCCAGUCGUUUGCACCGGCCACGGGCACCGUACAGGAUGUGACUAUUUAUCCGUCGGACUACGGUCUUGAGAAAAUAAGAGAGGAGGGACAGCGAGGGCCGCAGGGUCUUUGGGAUGAUCAAGCCAAGCCAAUAGUGAAUGAAGAGGAAGCUGAGAAUAAAGACGGAAAGCUGAAGGUCUCAACAAAGGAUGAAGACAACGAAGCGGACAAAGAGGACAAAGCUGCUGAUGAUGACGAGGACGGUGACAGCGCCGAGGGAGAAAAGGAUGACUACGACUCGGAUGACCCUCUUGGCGUGAAGAAGAGUGUAACGCUAGAAAGUGAGUCGGACGGCUUUGACCGUGAAAAGCUGCGGAAAUACGAACUACAAAAGUUGCGAUAUUACUAUGCCAUCGUGACGUGCGAUUCGGUAAAGACUGCUAGCACGAUCUUCGACCAGUGCGAUCAGCUCGAGUACGAGACCUCAUCAAACGUUCUUGAUCUCCGCUAUGUGUCGGACGACACAACCUUCACUAACACACCCAAAGAGUCGUGUGACAGCGUGCCUGACCGGUACAAGCCGACAAUCUUUGCCACUUUGGCACUCCAGCAAACGGAUGUGAAGCUUACAUGGGAGGAGGAUGAUGACCAGCGUUUGGAGCUGCUGACGCGUCCCACUGACUGGAAGGAUGCCCACGACGAUGACUUCAAGGCAUACCUUGCUUCGGAUGUAUCAGAUGCUUCAGAAGCUGAGGAUGGGAGUGACGACAGUGAUGAAGAGAAAGAGGCCGAUAGCAACACGGCCGUCACUGCUCCUGACAGCAAAAAGAAGUCCAAGAAGGAGGCCAAAAUCAAAAAGCUUCGAAACCGAUACCGGUCGAUGCUGCUAGGCAGCGACGCAGAAGAUGAUGAUGAUAACGAUGCUCCUGAAGGAGGCUUGGCGGAUAGCACUGAUGGUGAAGAUGGAGCUGGUGAUGAGGGUGAUAUGGAGAUGUCGUUCGCGCCUGGUGCGGGUGAUGUACUGAAGGCAAAGCGACAGAAGGAGCUUGAGGCUAAUGAAACGCCGUUCGAGCGGUACACACGUGAGAAGAAGCAGGAAAAAAACCGUAAACUGCACGAGAAACGUGCACGACAGAAAGAGCUCGAGCGUGAGCAACGCGAAGUGCUAAAGAAGAAGGGUCGUGGUGCCAAGGAGGCAAACUUGCUGCGCGAGGCCAUCACCGUUGGCGGCGAUAGCAGCAAUGGUGGUAGCAGUGAUAGUGACCAGGGUGAGCGCAACUUUGACAUGAAGAAAAUUGCUAAGCAGGAAAAGGUCAAGUCUCUGAAGGGCAAGCGCCGUGCCAAGGAGAUGAAGAAGUUGGUGAAGCAAAGAGCAAGUGGUGGUCUGCAGGAGGGGUUCGAGUUUGACGCAGCCGAUCCGCGUUUUGGCGCUUUGUACACUAAGGGCUCGCAAUUUCAACUGGACCCGACGGACCCAAAGUUCAAAAAGACGGAGGCCACCCAGGCUAUUUUCAAGGAGCGGCGGCAACGGUAUGACCAGGACGCUACUCAUGCCAUACCUAUCAAGUUGGAUGCAGAUACUGCUAGAAAUGAUAACGAUAACCGCACGCUAAACGCCAUGGUCGAAAACCUCAAGCGGAAGUCGCAACAGCAGGACAAGAAGAAAGCCAAGAAACAGAAGAAGAACAAGGCAUAA